AAGAAUGUUUUUCCACAGAAUAAAAGUAAGUAAAAAGUGUCUUGUAAAAUGUUAUAUAUUAUUGUUUAAAUCAAUGUUUUGUUUUCAAAUUUUUACCGCGUUAUGAAGAUCAUGCUGCCACCUCACGUCUACAAUCAGCAUGAUUAAUUAAAAUGGCGGCUUACAUAUGCAAGCCGCCAUGACACACCAAUGUUUUUUUUGGAAAAAAAAAAAACAUCAGAAUUUAGUGGGGAUAACGAUAAAUAUACACAAGAGAAUGGCGUCCUCGGUGGCCCCAAGUCGAUGCCCCCCGCAGUUGUUCAGUCUUACACUCAUAUCUAUCAUACGAAAAACUAAACUUCAAGCAAUAUUAUUAACAAAAAAUCAUAAAAUUAAAAAAAAAAUAAUUAAAUAAUUUGAAAAAUAACAUUUUUUUACAUGUUAUUUAUUUGACAGUAUACAAUAAACAAUAGUUCAAAAGUGUGUUUACAUAUAACGUGAUUAUAAACAAAAAUAAUUUAAGAAAUUUUUUUUGACAUAAUAUAGUGAUUUUGACAUUUUGUGUUAAUAUAAACUCCAAAUUUUUGGAGAAAGUGAGUAAAAAAGUGUCUAUAAUUUGUGUGUAAAAUAAAAAAAAAGAGUAAAAAUAAAAAAAUAUCAAAUUUCAAAGUGUCAAAACACAAGUGAAGUUGAAUGUGUUUGUGUAUGUUGUGUGUUUUGUUGAUAGUGAUGCCGGAUGACAGGUGGUAGAUGCAUGGUAUACCACACUUGAUCUACAUAUAAUUUUGAUAAAAAAAAAAAAAAAAAUCAAAAGAUCAAAUUAUAAAUAAAUAAAAAUUGUAAAAAAGUUUUUAAAAAAACAGGUGGUUAUCAUAAAAAUCGGGGAGAUGAGGAGAUGCUACGAGAUUUCGGGCUAUGAGCACUGACAAUGGAGACGACUCCCUGGUUUGACGAUCAACGAAGAUGGCGAGUAGAACGGAGGACUAUGGCUCGGAGUUACAGGAAUUACAGUGGGGUGGUGGAGGAGGAGGUGGAGGUGUUGGUGGAUCAUCAAAUUUUAUAAAAAAUAAUAGUGGAUUUAGUAGAAGUGGUGGUAGUUCAGGAUGCUAUGAAGCUGAAGAUCUUGAAUCAUCAAGUGGUAGCAGACAUCAAACUAGUCAUAAUAGAGGAUAUUAUAGUCCACCUGGAACAAGUUAUACUAUUGUUGAAAGACCACCAAGUGCACCUCAUCAUCAUUCAUCACAUGCUACACCUUAUAGACAUCGUGGACAUGGUACACUUGGUGGUGGUGGUGCUAUUUCACCUGAACAAGUACUUAGAUUAUUUGGCAAUGGAGCUGCAGUUGAAAGAAGAGCAAAUGAAAGAAGGACACCAGCAUCAAGUCCAGCAAGUGUAUCAGCACUAAGAGGAGCCAGUAGUUCAACAUCACAACAACAACAAACUGGACAAAAUUCAACUCCUCAAUCACCACAAGCACUUAGUCUUCAAGAAUUAACUGUAAGAACAAUAACAAUGACACGUGAACCACCAGAUUCACAUCAUGGAUUUGGAAUAUGUGUCAAGGGUGGAAAAGAUGCAGAAGUCCAGUCAGGCGUGGGUGUGUAUAUAUCAAGAGUUGAAGAAGGCUCAGUUGCUGAAAGAGCUGGCCUACGCCCUGGUGAUACGAUCCUGGAGGUCAAUGGAACGCCCUUUCGAGCCGUGACCCACGAAGAAGCACUAAAGAUGCUAAAAUCAUGUAGAACAUUGAGUAUGACAGUUAGAGGACCAGCAUUGGAUCCAAGAUGUCGUGGUGGUCAUCCAGUUUGGUCUGGUACUGGUAGACAACAGUCAUGUUCAUGGAUGGAUAGACAAGGUAGACCAGCAUCACCACCACCACUUCAUCCACGUGAUACAAGAUAUGGAUCUAGAACAAGAAAAGUUGAUCUUUGUAUUGAACCUGGACAAUCACUUGGUCUUAUGAUACGUGGUGGUCUUGAAUAUGGACUUGGAAUUUAUGUUACUGGUGUUGAUAAAGACAGUGUUGCUGAUCGUGCUGGACUUUUGAUUGGAGAUCAAAUAAUUGAAGUUAAUAAUACAAGUUUUGAAGAAGCAACACAUGAUGAAGCUGUACAAAUAUUAAAAACAAAUAAAAGAAUGAGUUUGGUAAUAAGAGAUGUUGGUAAAGUACCACAUUCAUGUACAACAAGUCGUCCAGUUGUUGUACCAAGCUCAAGAUAUCAAGAUCAUGAGCCUCAAUCUGUUCUUGAAUCACCAUCAAAUCGUCCUUCAAGUCCCUCUAAUACAAAUGAUUGGAGACAUAGAAGUGUUACUUCUGUAUCAUCAGCAACAGCUGCAAUGGUUGAAGAAAAAGCUCGUGUUGUACUUGCUAGAAGUGAACGAGCAGCAUUAACACAAUUACUUGGUGAUUAUAGAACACGAAGAUUGACUAUCGAAGAACUUGUUGCAAGUCUUUCUGAUUUAUUAAAUACUCAUGAAAAAUUAACACUUUUAACUGAAUUAAGAGAAGUUGUUGACAGCAAAGAUAGACCUAUUUUUGAUGAUCUUGUCUAUCGUCCAAGAGUUUCUUCAUCAACUAGAAGAAAAGGUGAUAGAGCUCAUUCAGAUCUUGUUGUGACACCUUCAAUUCAUGAUUUACCGAGAGGCGGGCAGCCUGGUUCCUGUUAUCGUCCAGGAUUUCUUGUCGACGUUGAGGGUGAUCCACUUGGUGUCACUGGACCUCUGCUGCCCAAGGAGAAUCCAGAGCAUCGUUCACCAAGUGAAGACAGCGGUCUCGGGGCUGACAUACCCAGGACGAGGCCGGGUUGCAGACGCACCAAGUAUCACCAGGUUGCCACAUCCGACCUCGCUCUUUCCAAUGAUGACGAGUGCGACAAUCAGGAUUACGAUGAUGAAAUUGAAAAUGAUCGAGGUCGUCGACACAGUUCACCAGGAGGUUCAAGAGGUAAUUCUCGAGAUUAUUCUCAGCAUCAUCUACAUCCUGAAAACUUGGAUAAGGACGGCGGUUGCGAGGGUAGCGAUGCUGAGAUGAUUGGUAAUGGUCGUCGUGAUCGCGAUACAGAGGAUGAAGAUGAAGAAAGACAAGAGAGAAGCUCGGAGGGUGGAGGUGGGGGAGGUUUUGGUGGUUGGAGAUCCCACCUUCUUGGUGGUCUAACUCAACGUGUCAAGUCAUGGUACUGGGGCGCCAGACCCCUCGAACUUGCGCACAAACUUUCAAGAAGUUAUGACAUGCAAGAAGCACAACUUUUGGAAGAAGGAUCAAAUGGUGGUGGAGGUAGUGGAAAUAGUGGUAAUUCUGGUAAUUCUGGUAAUAAUGGUCAACCAAGAAGACAUCAUAGUGCACAAAGACUUGCUAGAAAUGAAAUAACUGAAAGAAGAGAAGAUGAUAGUGCACUUGUUGUACCAGAUCAUCAUGGUAAUUUAAGAAUAACUGUUAAAAAAACUAAACAAAUACUUGGUAUUGCAAUUGAAGGUGGUGCUAAUACAAAACAUCCUCUUCCACGAAUUAUCAAUAUACACGAUAAUGGAGCUGCUUUUGAAGCUGGUGGACUUGAAGUUGGACAAUUAAUUCUCAAAGUUGAUGGACACAAAGUUGAAGGUUUACAUCAUCAGGAAGUGGCAAGACUUAUUGCAGAAUCAUUUGCACGUCGUGAUCGUAAUGAAAUUGAAUUUCUAGUUGUUGAAGCUAAAAAAAGUAAUCUUGAGCCAAAACCAACGGCUCUUAUAUUUUUAGAAGCGUAGCAACAAUCUCCCACCACCGAACCGGAACCACCAUAAAUUUUAAAAAAAUAAAAAAAUAAUUUAUAAAACUAAAUAAAUCAUCCAUUGGAAUAAUUAAUUAUUAAUCAAUAAAACAAAAAAAGAAAAACGAAAAAAAAAAAAAAACCUUGAUAAAUCAUGCAGCAGAAUUUCAUGUGCCUACAAUAAUAAAUAAAGAAAAUAUUAUAAUUAAAUUCAUCAAACUUCCAUUUUUAUAAUUCAAAUAAUAAUCAACUUGAAUUAUAAUUAAAUUUUAUAAUAAACUAUUAACAAAAAAAAAAAAAAAUCAACUCGAAUAUUGUGAUAUGUUUUGAUACAUAAAUAAUAAUUAUUUGGGCUAUUUCAAAUUUUAAAAAAAAUAUAUAUUCAAGUUGAUUAAUAAGUAUAUUGUUUGAUGAUGAUAAUACAAGAUAAUUUAUAUGAAAAUUUUUCAUUAUUAAUGAUAAUUUUGUUUGACAAUUUCAAACAAAAAUAAAUCAGUUACACACUAAUGAUUUCAAGGUUUUUUUUUUUCAUUCAUUUAUAUCUUUUUUUUGAAUUAUUAACAAACCUUUGGGUGCCUAACAAGUUUUCUAAUUAAUCCGGCUUACGGGCGGUGGGAAAAUAUAUAUUAACCAUAUGCAAAAACCGGCUUUAAUACAGCUGGGAUGUUCAGCGAUGCGAUAAAAUGCAAUGAGGCAACCGAUACUCACAACAGUGGCCUAUAAAACUUGAAGAAAUUGUAAUAUUUCAAAAUAUUUAAGAUUAAAUAAAAGGGUCAUAAUAUUAAAAUUAUAUAUAUAAAUUAUCCAUUAAAAAAAAUUAGUUAACAGCAAAAAAAAAAACGACAAAUUUGUGCCAAAUAUUAUCGUGGAUCUCGCACAUUAAAAUACACUUGUUUAAACUUAAUAUAAAAAUUUGCUUUUAAAUUAAUUACAGCGCAAACAUACUUAUCAUAAAGUAAAUUAUAUAUAUAAAAAAAAACAACAUAAAAAUGAUAAAUAAUAAUGAAUUAAUAUAAUAAUAAUAAUAUAUUUAAGAAAUAAAAUUUAAAUGAUGGAGAAUUAAGCGUUAAAAAAAUAACAUGUUGACUAAUGCGUUAAAAAAAAUUUACAUGUAUCAUCAACGACACACAAGCUGGCCUUGAGGCAAUUUUUUUUAAUGUUAAAUUAAUAUAAUAUUUAAAUAAAAUUGCACUUGAAUUAAAUAUAAAUCUUUUUUUUUUUUAUUAAUCAAAGUCAGCUGGUGUGUGAUCAACCCAGUACCAUUGACUUAUUUACGGGAAUUGUUAAGGCUUAAAGAUUAUAUUAUAUUAUCGAAAAAAAAAAAAGAAAAAAAAAACAUAAAAAUCAUUAAUGUGUAAAUAAUUUCAAUGAAAUAAUAAUAGCAAUUUAGGAGGACUUAACAAAUCUUCGAAUAGACAUCACCUAUAUUUAUUUUUCAUUUAUAAAUAGGUAGCUUAAUUAAUGGCUAAAUAUAAAUUAUGACAAAUUAUGACAAGUAUUACUGUUGUUGUUAAACACAAUGAGGAAAUUUUAAUUUUAAUUUCUUGAUUAAUUAUAAUUUAAUAUAUUUAAAUAAUUUUUUUUUUUUGUAUGAUUGAUCAAUUUUUAAUAAUAAAUAAAAAAAAGUUUAAAGUAAAAAAAAAAUAAAUAAUAAUGAUAAUUAAAAAUUGAGAGAGUAUUAAAAUGAACGGUACCAAGCACUACUUUGCCAGACUAUUAGGAACCACACGUCUUGGUCUGGUGUGCACGAUGGAAUGAAAAUUAUUAUCACUCAGACACACCCAUUUGUGGAUCCUAUUAGUGGGCACACAUUAAUGUGCCAAACUAUUGAAAAAAAAAUAAAGAAAAAAGAUUAUUAUAAUGAAAUAAAAAAAAAAGGCAACGAAAUAGUCUAGUAAAUUUAUAUUGCACGAUGAAAAAGUUUAUAUAAUGAAGAAAAAGAAAAGUAUAAUAUUGGCAACUAUUAUUAAUAAUUAUUAUUAUUUUAAAAAAAUGUUUGUAUUAUGUUUAACGGAUUCAAGGAGACAAAGAAAUCAGGCAAUGGGGUCAAUCGUGCACCCAAUUUAUUUAUUUUUUUAUUUUUAGUACGCACAAGUGUCUCUCCUUUUUCUAUAAAAUAAAAUUUAAAAAAAAAACACACAA
This is a messenger RNA of Aphidius gifuensis, 5861 nucleotides long. RefSeq names its product whirlin (gene dysc). The transcript is spliced from 16 exons. Bases 943 to 3717 code for a protein of 924 amino acids. Gene Ontology annotation, molecular function: protein binding. The record is from RefSeq and is a predicted model, not a curated record. Gene Ontology annotation, cellular component: cilium; plasma membrane; stereocilium tip. Lineage: Eukaryota; Metazoa; Arthropoda; Insecta; Hymenoptera; Braconidae.